This is a messenger RNA of Purpureocillium lilacinum, 1146 nucleotides long. RefSeq lists its product as uncharacterized. Gene Ontology annotation, cellular component: nucleotide-excision repair factor 1 complex. Gene Ontology annotation, biological process: UV-damage excision repair; nucleotide-excision repair involved in interstrand cross-link repair; nucleotide-excision repair, DNA damage recognition. The record is from RefSeq and is a predicted model, not a curated record. Gene Ontology annotation, molecular function: damaged DNA binding. NCBI's taxonomy places the organism in Eukaryota, Fungi, Ascomycota, Sordariomycetes, Hypocreales, Ophiocordycipitaceae.
AUGGAGCGCCCCAAGACGCCGCCGGCGGCCAAGGCACCCGCCCCAGGGUCGCCGCCGACGCCCGAGGUGACGAGACGCAUCGAAGAGAGCCGCCUCCGCGCCAAGGCCAUCCGCGACCAGCGUGAAGCAGAGCAGCGCGCCUCCGGCGCCGAGUCCGCCGUUCCCAAGUCCGCCUCGGGCUUCGUCCAGACCGACGACGUGCACGUCAGCAAGCCCAUGAACGGCAAGCGCCCGCACAGCUCGCUCUCCGGCGGGGAUCUCACCACGAACCGCGAUGGCCGCGUCAAGGCCGGCGACGAGGGCGAGCUGCGCCCCGCCCGCAAGUUCACCAAGUACGUCGACUACAACAUGAGCUCCAUGACCGACACAAAGGGAGGUUUUCUCUCCACCGAGGACGACCCGCACAACUUUGCCCUCGGCGGCAAGAAGCCUGGUCAGCCCGACGACGGCGACGGGCGGCCCAAGAACAUGACGGUCCAGGAGUGGGAGAAGCUGCAGGUCCUGCGCAACUUGAAACGGCUCAAGGCGGGGCCCUUUGAACCCGGCAUCAGCGUCCUUGUCGACGAGGAUAAGAGGAAGCGCUGCAGAGAGUGCAGGAGCCUCGAGAUUGACUUUGUCUGGGAGGAAGUCUUUCACAUCUGCGUCUGCAACAAGUGCAAAGACAAGUAUCCCGAAAAGUACUCGCUCCUGACGAAAACGGAGUGCAAGGAGGACUACCUCUUGACAGAUCCCGAGCUGCGGGACCCGGAACUGCUCCCUCACCUCAACAAGCCCAACCCGCACAAGUCCCACUGGCACGACAUGAUGCUGUUCCUGCGCUUCCAAGUCGAAGACUACGCCAUCAAGACGAAAUGGGGGUCCUCUGAGGCCCUCGAUGCAGAGUACGAGCGGCGAGAAACGCAGAAAAAGGCCCGCAAGGAAGCCAAGUUCAAGGAGAAGCUACUCGACCUCAAGCGCAAGACGCGCACAGAUGCCUUCCGCCGCCAGGCCGGCACGCUGGGCAAGUCGGGCGCCAGCAAGUUUGGCGACUCCAUGGGCAGCGGCCGGCACGUCCACGAGUGGGGACGAACCGUCGAGAACGAAGAGGGCAUGACCAUCAAGACCUGUGUUGGUUGCGGCAUGGAGGUGGAAGAGCUCGAGCUAUAG